Messenger RNA from Penicillium angulare, 600 nucleotides. Its product is annotated as 2-hydroxy-palmitic acid dioxygenase MPO1. Gene Ontology annotation, biological process: sphingoid catabolic process. The coding region runs from base 1 to 600 and encodes 199 amino acids. The transcript has 3 exons. Lineage: Eukaryota; Fungi; Ascomycota; Eurotiomycetes; Eurotiales; Aspergillaceae. Gene Ontology annotation, cellular component: endoplasmic reticulum. The record is from RefSeq and is a predicted model, not a curated record.
AUGAUCUUGGAUUCUCAUCGCCGCAGGACUAACCCAUUCUCGCAGUAUGGAGCUUAUCACCAUAAUCCGGUGAACAUCGCAAUCCACAUCGUCUGUGUGCCGAUAUUACUGUUCACAGGUAUUAUCCUGGCCUGCUGCGCAUGGCACCCACUUUUUACAGUUCCUGAUGCUCUGAGUGUCGAGUAUCUUCCCGCGAAUUUCGGCACGAUCGGCGCAUUCAUCUACACGUUCGUCUACAUCCUCUUAGAGCCGGUCGCCGGUUUCUCGUUUUCGCCCCUAGUGGUCGGCUCGGCAGUAUGCGGCAACUAUCUCCACGAACAAUACGGGACAACCGUGGCCUACUAUGCCGGAAUCCUCCAUGUUAUUUCGUGGAUCGCGCAGUUUGUGGGACAUGGACAUUUCGAGGGGCGAGCUCCGGCGUUACUGGAUAAUCUGGUUCAGGCGUUGUUGCUGGCACCGUUGUUUGUAUGGAUGAAGAUUUUGUUCUUCUUUGGAUAUCGACCAGAAUUGAAGCAGCGCAUGGAUGAGAAAGUGGAGAUUGAAGUCAAGAAGUUUCGCAGCGAACGGGAGCUGAAGAAGAAGGGGAAAACCGCGGACUGA